Molecule: messenger RNA, 6153 nt
Organism: Colias croceus (clouded yellow)
Lineage: Eukaryota; Metazoa; Arthropoda; Insecta; Lepidoptera; Pieridae
Exons: 4
Source: RefSeq, a predicted model, not a curated record
UUCGGUGGUACCAUAGAUGUGAGAUACCUGAAGAGUAUCCGAAGCUUUAAGGAUAGCAUUAAAGCUUGCAUUUCUUGUUCCGAAAACGAAUGUCCAGUUAUAAAAGAACGUCUGGACCGUCACUUGAUACAGCAUCAUUCGUCAUCCAGUAAUCAAAGGGACUCGCAGAGUGGUUCUUCCUCUUAUUUAAGCGGAAAUUCAAGUUUAACAUCAGAUGGACAAACCUCUUCAACAGACGCUAUAAAAGACACAAGAAAAUACAAGAAAUUCUUACGUAAAGAAAUAUUGGAAUGGGCUAAAGAGAUACCUCGAUAUCCCGACCAAUCCGUGGAGCAGAAAAAAGAUAAAUUAAUAAACAAAUUCAUUGAUAAAGUCUUCGAUUUGAUCAAUGAUAUUGACAGUAAUAAUUACAAGAUGCUACUACGCAAAAAAGCUGAUUCUGUUCUGAAUUAUUUACCUGGAUUAGAUAACGAAAAGAUGCUUAAAGAAGAAUUAAAAGACAAUCUUUUAUGUAGAAUCAAUCGGUUGAACAGGAAGUUCAUGAAGGUUUCUUACAGAAAGCAAAAAUUCCCAGAGAAACCUGAGGUCAGAGAGGCAGCUACAAGUACGCUUAUUGAUAAACUACUAGAUUCUACUAGAAUACAGCACAUAUCCACAAAUACUCUACAAGAAUAUUACAAUGAAAUCAUCGGUUCAGAUACACCGUAUGAUCAAAUAUAUGUUCAUGAAAAGAAAGAAACAGUAAAUGCUAAAGUACAAGUUCAACAAAGCAUAAAUAACAUCUCCAAUGAAGAAGAGAAUCUACAGAACGAACAAGAAGAGUUCAAAGAAAUCAAAUUAUUAUUCAAACAAAAAGUAUUUGAUUGGAUGAAGAAUAUCAUGGAAAAUACGAACUAUAAAUUUGUUAACACCAAUGUCGAUAAAAACUUCAUUACUAACAUUUUGUGGGAUCAGUUAAAACAACAUAUAGUUAAAAAUUCGACCGCAAGAAGUGACAAGUUGAUUUUAAAAGUUAAAAUAUUGGAAAUGAUUGAUAAUUUACCACUCAGUACUUCUAUGAUAGAUCCUGUCCACCGAGAUACAAUUGCUGAAGACUUAAAUAGUAGACUUCGAAGCAUACAAAACUACAAUCAAAGCAGCAACACAAUUUUAAACUUCAAUGUAAUAGCAAACAAUAAAGAAAAUAUAAAACAUACGGUAAAAAAUAUCGUUCAAGAGGCUAAAUUUGGAGAUACAGAGGGUAUAUCUGACGAUAUCACAUGCAUUUUACUCAAGAAUUUAAAUGAUAUAAGAAUUGGCGAAAUAAGACUGGUAAAAGAAGAAUUAAAUACGUUGAUAAAUAAUGUAACAAAUUUAUCUGAUCUAGAAACGUUUGACCUAGUAAAUAACAUAAUUGAAGCAACUAAAGGUAAAGAAAUAAACUAUUCUGCUGCACCUUCACCAAUCAAUAUAAUAGACUUACCUCCCCUGGUGGGUACUCUAUCUGUAUUUAAAUCUGAACAUAAAAUUCGAACUAAACAUAAAACACCACAAAAGGAAAAGUCUGUGCCAAAUGAACUUCUUAAAUUAAAUUCUUCUGAAAUAAUUUUUAUAAACGAAAUAGUCGAAAUUAUCAACACAUGGUUGGAUACUUUGCCAAAAGAAUUUAAAGAUACCGAAUUGAAAUAUGACAAUAUUAAAUAUUUAGCUAGAGAAAUAUACGAUCAAAUUAAACUAGAAGAAGAAGGUGAAGCUACUGCUUCAGAGAAUGAAAAAUUUAAAUACUUUAUAGUACGUAAAUGGUUAAACAGAUUCGAUUUUUUUGAAGAUAACAAUGACGCUAAACCUCACAUUGUUCGUUUAUUAAAGGAAUUAAAAGAUAUACCCAAAACAUAUUUAGAACAACCUAAAGAUACUGUUAGAGUAUGUUGUGGAUCAAAACCUCAAUCAUAUGAACCGGAAAUACUUAUGAAAAAUCUAAUACUAAAAUACUUAGAAUACAAUUAUUCAGAGGAUAAUGUUGCAACACGUUAUCUAUUUUCUCAUUUAUUAAAAUCAGAACUUCCAAAUUUGUGUUUGCCAUCGAGAAAAGAAGUCUACGACAGCUUAGAGCAAUAUGUAUCCGGGGGUAAACUUUCAUUUAAAAAAUUAGACAAGGAAUUACAAUAUAUAAUGAUGAUAUCAGAUUUGUUGGACGAAGUACCUCUCCGUGAAAGCUUUACCAACAAACAGCGUAUUGAGUUUAUAAAUAAUCUUGCACAAAAUAUUUACGUGAUUGAAAAUAAUAAUGCAAGUCCAAAUAUAACAGAACUUCAAGUUGUAAUAAAGAAACUGAUUGAAGAGCUUCCAAUUUCGAUUAUAACCGAUUACAAUGAGAAUAUUAAUACUAUAGUUGAUGAUAUCAUCGGAAAUAUUUUAAAAACUCGAUCCUCCAAGCCUUGUUGCCUGUUUGCUAAUAGCAAUCAAGUUAAUCUUCCUAUAGAUAGUAAAACUUUAAGCGAUUUUAUUGAAUCAUUUAUACGUGAUAAUCAUACAAGUUUAACAGAAAACGAAACCAAAUUAGAAGCGAUCUCUUUACGUUUGGUCAGAGAAAUCAAUAAGUUAAUAGUAGAAAAACCAGAGGCAUUCGCUACAAGUGAAGUGUAUAAAAGAUUAGCCAAUAAAACAUUAUUAGGAGACGAAACGGUUCGAAGAUUUAGCACUGAAUUAAAUAAUGCUAAAGAAAUAUCUGAUUGGUUAAAUAAUUUGCCGUUAUUGCCCAUAGAAAGCGCAAGUGAUGCUGACAGUAGGGCUCAAAAAAUAGGUGAACUAGUUCACAAAAUGUGUGAAUACCAAGAGGCUAAGAAAACUGAACCUCAAAAUCCUACUAUCACUGCUCAUUUUAACGAGUAUUUAGAAAAAUGGUUGCUAUCGUUUCCAUUUGAUUCUCAGAGAGAAAUUUUGAUUCCAGUUGUAAUUCGACAACUAUUAAACAGAAUAGAAAGAGUGUCGAGAGAAAAAAUGAAACAAAAACAGACAAUUUCUCAAUCUAAUACCACAAAAAGUAUGGGUUGUAAAACGCCUGGUCCCUGUUGUAGUAAAAGUAGAAAUGAAAAGAAACAAGAUCCUGCCAAAACUCUAGUCGAAACCAUUGAAACGUGGUGUAGUGAUUUACCUAUUCAAGGCGAGGAGAAGUAUGUCAAGGAAUUUAAGGAGAAUAUUGCCACAAAACUUUUUCAAACACUUGGUGAUAUAAAUACAGAUCCCGAUUUUAAUAACAAUGCAAAUCUUUACACUAGUGUAUUAACAAAGGAAAUUGAUAAUUUAUUAAAAAGCAUCCCAGUUAAUCUCAAACUUAAAGAAAAUAAAGAAGCUUUAAUGAAAGUUUUAUUGAAGAAAAUUAUAGAGAAUAGAAAAAUUAUUAACCAGAAAGUAUCAGGUGACCAGUACAAACAGAAACUAGAAGAUACUAUUUCAAUGUCGAUUCCAGAACCUAAGUCAGCACUCAAUUUCGAUCCAGGCUUUGAAAUAUACAAAGAUAGAUUAGCGACAAUGUUUAUUUUGGACAAUUUUGAUUAUAGUCAUAAUGCAGUGAAGUUAAAAUACGAAAAACAGGUGCGUGACAAAAUUAAUAUAUAUUUUGAGAAUGCUCAAAAAAGAACGACUGCGUCACUUACUCGGGACCAAUUAUACAAUGAAUUAUAUAGUACUUUAUUCCGAGUGCCAAUACCAAAUGAAGAAUCUAUAACAGAUGAAGUCGAAGAAAUAAAAACGCGUUGCGAAAUUGAAAUAUGGUUUGAAAAAUUACCUCUAAUAAAACCUGCUGGGUUAAACGAAAUACUAGAAUGCGACAAAAUUCUUACUGUGCUUGCAAAGCGAUUACAUGAAAUCGAAAAAUAUGAAAAUGAUCCAGAUCAAAACAUGCACAAAGAAAUCGUAAAAUACCUGCGUAAACUGCCUUUAGUACCGGGAAAGGAUGUUUUUGUUGAUGAGUUUGCUACCGAAUUGCAAGCCAGAUUAAAAUCAACAUUUGCAAUGAGAAAAUGUGUCUCUCAAGUUGAUAUUACAAAAUUUAUAGAUAAGGUCCAACAUCCACACUUAGUUCCUAAUUAUGAAGCUCAUACUCAAACUCCGUUACCCAGAUGUUGCCAAGUUCGCCCUUUACAGUCUAAAAAACCAGCAGAUACUAUAAUUGACAUGGUAGAAUCUUGGUGCAGAGAUUUACCGAUCCCAGCUCACACACAAGAGGAAAAAGAUAAUGUUAAAUUAUUCAAAGACAACAUGGUUAUUAAAAUAAUUAUCAAAAUUAGCGAACUUAAUAUGAAUCCUGAAAUAUUCAAUGAUAAUAAGUUGUAUGAUGCUUUAUUGGAUGAUGAAUUAGAGAACAUUUUUGCUACUAUGCCAUCUUGCUGUGAUUACGUACGGAAUAAAAACAUUUUAAAACAGAAGUUGAUAGAAGCAAUUAAUUCUGUUAAGCCGUUGAUAGCGGAAGAGAAUACUCGUUACAAAUACAAACAGGAAUUAAAAACAGUUGUGAAUCAUGUUCUGGAAAAACCGGAAAAUUUAGAUGAACAAAGAACUGCUGUUGUAAAUGAGAUUAAAAAUGAUAUAGUCGAUAACUUUGUUGUAUAUUAUUAUUACAAAGACGAUAUCGAUGGUAAACAAAUGUAUAAAUAUAUGAUAAAUGAAGCAGUGUCAAAAUAUAUUAAAAUUGGAAACCAGGGAGGUACAAGUUAUUCUGCUGAUACUCUACUUAAAAGUAAUCAACUGUUAUGUGAAAUGAGUAAGGUUCCAGGACCAAAUGAGAAUGCUCUUAUGGAUGAGGUUGAAGAAAUAAGAAUGAAGUACGAGGUAACAGAAUUUCUAAACGAGUUGCCAUUGAACUUAAAUGAUGAUUCUGCACAAAUAAAAAACCAAAUUAAAUCUACAUUAGCAAGGCGUUUAAGCGACUUGGAAAAAUCUGGCCACAGCAAUGAAAUAGAGCAAAAAAUGAAGGAAGAAGUUAAGAAAUGUGUCAAGAAGAUAGACGAGAGAAUAGACAAUAUGCAAAUUGAAUCAUUUAUUGAGAAGUUAAGGAAUUCAGAACAACUGCGAAAAUCUCAUCCACCACAGAUUUCUUGCAACAAUCGGAAUAUUAACGAUGCUACAUUUAUAACACCUCCAAUGUAUCAUACGUUUCAAACCCCUCUUCCUUAUCAUUCAGAUCCUAGCAUGAGUUUAGCUAAAACAAAUCCACAAAAUAUGGCAGAUGAUCAGUGGAUAUCUCUCUUGCCAAUCACACCUCAGAAUUACAACCAAGCUCUUCAUAUAAAUGAUCCGCCGUUAACUUUCGGUUCAUCUCAAACCGAUUUUGAAGAUUUUGGUCAAGGGACAAGCUUUAGACCCGUACCAUUACCUAUACAACAGGGAAUGCAAAUGCAAAAUGACAUCAAUGCCAAUAAAUAUAGAGGCUAUGAUCCUUACACACUUCAAGCACCUAACGCUGAUAUAACACCCGUAAACCCACAUAAUAACAAACAAAGUCAGCAUUACGAAACCCAUGACUUCGGAGCUGGAAUAAAAAUAAUGUCAACACCUUUAAAUCAAGACGAUAUGAGAGACGAAUCUGUGAAUUGUCAAAUCUACGGAAGAAGCCAAAAUAGAUCAGUAAGCCAACAAAGUUAUAGACGACAAAACAAACAUUCUAGUCAAGUACCCAUCCAAGAACAAUCGUAUGAAAGCCAAAAAAUGUGUACUUCACGUCAAAAUUCCUUGCAAAACGGUCAAAUUGUACCAGGAGUGUCACCUAUGAAUCCACAAACGAGUAGGUAUUACAGAUCACUGCAACAGCAAUUUGAGCAAUAUUCCCGACGUCAUUUUGAAGACAUGAAUAAAUCGCAACAGUACAAUAAUACAGGAUUGGAUCAGAGUUAUAGAAACCAAUUUUAUACUUACCCGCCUGUCAUUCCUUUAACGUCUGCUUCGUCAAACAGCCAGGUACCGUCUGUAGCUAUACCAGGGUACUUCAGACCGUUUCUACCUCCCACAAGACAUCAAAAAUCUCCAUGUAAACCUUGCAGAAGAUCAUCCACAGCAAUGUUAGAUUCAGAACCGUGUCUCAGAAAAAUAGUGAAGAGUCAAAAACAAGCGCAGAAUCGUAUUGAAAACAAAUUGGCUGAUGAUGAAGAUUAUAACUUCACAGUACUUUUCAAGUAA